This is a messenger RNA of Arachis ipaensis, 1104 nucleotides long. The record is from RefSeq and is a predicted model, not a curated record. NCBI's taxonomy places the organism in Eukaryota, Viridiplantae, Streptophyta, Magnoliopsida, Fabales, Fabaceae.
AUGAGUGGGGGAGGGGUGAACGUGGAGGAGAACUUGAACCGGUUGGACGAACUUCACAUAGCGGCACAUUUAUUCCAUAAGCCCACACGUGUUCUUACUCCUCAUGGCACGCUGGUUGAUGUUUUCAUGUUAGAGGCUGAGGAUCCAACCAUGGAAAUUAGGCGGGAGAGGCUUGAGCCUUAUCUGAGACGCACCGGAUUUUAUCAUGCCUCGCUGAUCAAGCGCUUCGAGUACGACAAUCCACUUAUUAGUGCCUUUGUCGAACGAUGGCGACCAGAGACUCAUACUUUUCAUCUCCCUUGGGGUGAGUGUACCAUAACCCUGGAAGAUGUAGCCAUGCAGUUAGGUCUACCUGUUGAUGGUCAGCCUGUUAGCGGUACGUUAAGGUCAUGGAGUAAGUUUCACCAAAGAGAUAUUUGGGAAUGGUGUCAUGAACUUCUAGGUGAGGUUCCCGCCGGCCACGUAGGGACAACGAAGUACAACAUCAAGUUGAAGUGGCUCAGAACUCGUCUUCAACAGAUGCCGCUUGACUUAGAUGAUAAUGGCCUCAUGCAGUAUGCACGAUAUUACAUACUUUACCUGUUGGGAGGCGUGCUUCUUCCAGACAAGGCCAACAACAUAGUCCAUGUUCGAUAUCUGCCUUUAUUGGCUGAGUAUGAUGCCAUAGGUACCUACAGUUGGGGUAGUGCCGUCCUCUGUUGGUUAUAUCGUGCUAUGUGCCUAGCAACAGAUUACAGUGUUGAGGGUAUGGCCGGGUGUCACACGUUGCUCAUGUUGUGGAUAUACUACAGAUUACCGUUCUGGGCCCCGAAUGUCACCAUAGAUCCUUGCGAUUGCCUUUUGCUUCGCGUGCCAAACCUUCUUGUAUGACACCUUGUAACCGUACGCUGACUCUACCGAUCCUUGCAAUACCUUUACACAUAUUGUCGCAUCAGCAUGCACCAUGGGGAAUAUGUGCUGACAGAUGACAUUGCUAUCCAGUUGAGCGUGGUCUUGAGACAUUGAACUUGCCAAGCAACUGUGAGACCCUUCGUACUUUCGGAUUUCCCAAAAUCUAGAGGACCUUGUCUUCGCAACCCGUACCAUCCAGCGACAUUGAUCCCC